AUGACAUUUCUCGUGACAGGAAGAACUCUGCCCACGCCGGUGUCCUGUAAAGUGUGCGGUGAUCGAUCAUAUGGUAAACAUUACGGUGUUUAUUGCUGCGAUGGUUGCUCGUGUUUCUUCAAGAGAUCCGUGCGUCGCGGCGCUUUGUUCACCUGUACAAAUAGCGAUGGCUCUUGCACCGUCGACAAAGCCAGACGAAAUUGGUGUCCGCAUUGCCGUCUAAAAAAAUGUUUCUCCGUUGGCAUGAAUACAGCAGCUGUGCAGGAAGAGCGAGGACCACGUGUUCGAAAUAACACGCUGUCAAAUCCGCAUAAUUCUAGUCUCACCUGGAAGCCUGCAGUCGAUUCAUCAACGGCUCUUUGUACGCGUUUUACUAAUUCCGAGAUAUAUUUGCCCUUUAAAAAUCUCACACCGAACAACACUUUGAUGAUGAAGACAUUACACGAGUCCGAAACUGGGGAGAAUACAUUUUUACCUGUCAUGUCGCGUCAUAUACAGCCGACAAGAAUUAUAUCGCCUGGUACGGCUAUACAGUACGAGAUAUCCGCGCAAAUAUUCCUGGCGGCCGUGAGAAGUGCACGUCGUCACCGAGACUUCUCGAUGCUAAACGUGGAGGAGCAAAAUAAGAUUCUCCGUCGUGGAUGGUCCGCUCUUUUCGUUUUACGUGCGGCCACAUGGCCGGUUGAUUUAAUGAAUAUACGAGAACAAAACAUAACGAACAACGACGGUGCAACAGCUUAUCUGACCGCGGCGCGAACCGCGAUCGCAAAAUUGCAGCUCGACAACGUCGAGUUGUGCAUCCUGGACACAUUCGCGCUGUGUCGUCCCGAGAUUGCCAAUACUACCAAUGGUUUCCACGUAAUGUCACAAGCGAGAGAUAACGCCGUAGAGGCCUUAAUACGACAUCUUCGACAUCGCGACGAUCGAGACAACAAAUUGGCCAGGAUUCUAUUCGUCCUACCUGUUCUUACCGGAUGCUGUCCUCGAGAAUUGGCUGGAGAAUUAUUUGCGCCGAUUAUCGGCGAUGCAGAUCUCGAAAGGGUCAUCGCGUCUGUGCGAUAAAUUCUCUGCAAUC
Nylanderia fulva is the source of this 1075-nucleotide messenger RNA. RefSeq names its product nuclear hormone receptor 83 (gene Hr83). Gene Ontology annotation, molecular function: sequence-specific DNA binding; zinc ion binding; DNA-binding transcription factor activity. The record is from RefSeq and is a predicted model, not a curated record. Gene Ontology annotation, biological process: regulation of DNA-templated transcription. Lineage: Eukaryota; Metazoa; Arthropoda; Insecta; Hymenoptera; Formicidae.